AUGCGCUUCUCAGCCUUCAUCUUCACUCUCGCCGCCACUCUGGCCGUCGAGUCUAUCGCCCAGUCGACCGAUUCAUCGGGGACUCAGAAGAUUAACAUGUCUUGCAAGUUUGCCGCAGACCACACGGGCAUGGUGCAGUACCCAUACUGCUGUCGCGACAUGAAGCCCGCACGAAACAAUGCCAAGGCCAACGAAGCGGUGGAUUGUCAGCUUUUGACCGUCCCGCAGCUGUGUGAGGACCAGUCCCGCCCUGCGUGCUGCUAUACUAUUGGCCCCAAGAAGAUUUGCACAUCGCAUGUCAUCUUCCAGAACGCCGAGGACGUCUAA
Messenger RNA from Penicillium diatomitis, 327 nucleotides. RefSeq lists its product as uncharacterized. The record is from RefSeq and is a predicted model, not a curated record. Lineage: Eukaryota; Fungi; Ascomycota; Eurotiomycetes; Eurotiales; Aspergillaceae. The transcript is spliced from 3 exons. The coding region runs from base 1 to 327 and encodes 108 amino acids.